AUCUUCACGUGUCUUCUCUUUUGUUUCAUCACAUGUUCUCUCCUUUUCUUUGCCUCUCUCUAUGCAAAUUUAAUCCUUUCUCUUUUCGGCACCCCUAAACCUUUUUCUUUAAUACAUCCAUUUUCAUUAUUCACCUACACAACUUUGGCAUGGACAAGAACAAGAACAAGAAGAAGAUUGUUUCCGCUUCAUCAUCUUCGUCUUUCGAUCAUAUAUUUGGUCCAAGAGUCUCUGCUUCGUCUUCUUCAUCGGCCAAUACUGGAUUGUUCAAAUCCAUCUUCCCACCACCGUCUGCAGAUCAGUUGGGGAGGCAAGUGGACUUUGCAAGUCAAGGUGGACAUGUGAAGUAUCAAUCUCCAAAUAAAAGAGGAGAAAGAAGCAACAAAAAGGAGAAAAAGAGUUACCAUAAUGAGGAAACAGAACCACCAUGCCACUUGAGCUCAUCCCUUUACUACGGAGGCCAAGAGAAAUAUUCCUCUACAACAACGACAACCACCCAAGAUACUUACAAGAAAGAUGGAGAGGAAGGCGAUUCUAAAAGUGCAUCAAGAGGAAACUGGUGGGAAGGGUCGCUUUAUUACUAGCAAUUCUGACUUAAGAGCACCUGUGAAGGAAAGUAAGAGACAAACAUGGUCUGCUGCUUAAGAGAGAUAUAUGAAAUUUGAAGGAUCGCUAUAUAAUAGAAAUAAAGUAAAAAAUAUAUAAACUAUAUAAAGAUCCUUCCUAAAUUAAAAGAAUUUCAAGCCUUUUAACAAAAAAAAAUAUAUAAAUAAAAGAAUUUAGUAUAUUGUAAAAGAAGAAGGUACUUGUUCUCGACAAAUACAACACUAAGAGAAGUAUCUUUCUGAUGGAAAAAUUAGUGUGUGGCUCCUUUUUCGUCAAAUAAUGUUUGUCUUCUAAUAUUUGUACGAAAUAAGUAGUUAUCCAAUAGUGGGGUCUAUAUAUGUACUAAAUUAGAUGUGAUGCUUUAUGCUCUAUGUUGCCUUGAUGCUACAUGUAGAAAAUAAUCUGGUCCAUAUUUGAAACAUAUAUGAUGGA
Molecule: messenger RNA, 1038 nt
Organism: Camelina sativa (false flax)
Lineage: Eukaryota; Viridiplantae; Streptophyta; Magnoliopsida; Brassicales; Brassicaceae
Source: RefSeq, a predicted model, not a curated record